This is a messenger RNA of Syngnathus acus (greater pipefish), 2240 nucleotides long. It is a transcript of the gene foxf1, whose product is annotated as forkhead box F1. The transcript is spliced from 2 exons. The coding region runs from base 275 to 1399 and encodes 374 amino acids. The record is from RefSeq and is a predicted model, not a curated record. Gene Ontology annotation, cellular component: nucleus. NCBI's taxonomy places the organism in Eukaryota, Metazoa, Chordata, Actinopteri, Syngnathiformes, Syngnathidae. Gene Ontology annotation, biological process: regulation of transcription by RNA polymerase II; animal organ morphogenesis. Gene Ontology annotation, molecular function: DNA-binding transcription factor activity, RNA polymerase II-specific; RNA polymerase II cis-regulatory region sequence-specific DNA binding.
AUGCAGCUUCCAGCUCGCUGAUGGCAACAGAUAAGUAAAAAAGUCAGCAGGACAACACACAGCAAGUGAAGUGGAAAGCGGCUCCUGUUCUACUCCUUCUAUCCCACUCUGGAAAAGUUUUGGACAAGGCACUCUUUCAGGAACCUCUCCGCACUGAGAAGCAGCGUUCUCCUUUUUUUUGGUCUCUUUAUGCCGGUGAGUUGACGUCGUCUCGUGUGGUGUGGAGGUGGAAGACAACGUCUUCUUCUACCCAGCGCGCCCGAGGGUCUAACUAAUGACGGCAGAGGUCCAGCAGCCCCAAGCGCACACUCCUGCCCAGAGCGGCCCCAUGUCUGCUCCGGACAAGACCGCGGUGAUGGACACCGCCGCCUCCUCCACCGCCAAAGCCAAAAAGACCAACGCGGGGAUCCGCCGGCCGGAGAAGCCUCCUUACUCUUACAUCGCCCUCAUAGUCAUGGCGAUCCAGAGCUCCCCCACUAAGCGGCUGACCCUCAGUGAGAUCUACCAGUUCCUGCAGAGUCGCUUCCCCUUCUUCAGGGGCUCCUACCAGGGCUGGAAGAACUCGGUGCGCCACAAUUUGUCCCUAAACGAGUGCUUCAUCAAGCUGCCCAAGGGUCUGGGCCGGCCAGGGAAGGGUCACUACUGGACUAUCGACCCGGCAAGUGAGUUUAUGUUCGAGGAGGGCUCGUUCAGGAGGAGACCCCGAGGGUUCCGGCGCAAGUGCCAAGCGCUCAAGCCCAUGUACAGCAUGAUGAACGGUUUGGGCUUCAACCACAUCCCAGAGUCGUACAACUUCCAGGGGAGCGGCGGGGGCCUGUCGUGUCCGCCCAACAGCUUGUCCCUGGACAGCGGGAUCGGGAUGAUGAACGGACACCUGGCGGGGAACAUGGACGGCAUGGCUCUGUCCGGCCACUCGAUGACGCACUUGUCGGCCAACGGCGGCCACUCGUAUAUGGGGAGCUGCGCGGCGAACGCCGCCGAGGGGGGCUACCCUCACCACGACAACUCCGCCUCGCCUCUGCUCACCAGCGGCGGCGUGAUGGAGCCGCACCCGGUCUAUUCUAGCCCGGCGUCGGCGUGGGCUCCGAGUCCCAAUAACGGAGCUUCUUACAUCAAGCAGCAGCCGCUGUCUCCGUGCAACCCCGGAGCCAACGCGCUGCAGCCCAGCCUGCCCACGCACUCGCUGGAGCAGCCUUACCUGCACCAGAACGGCCACACGGCCACGGACUUGCAAGGCAUCCCUCGGUACCAUUCGCAGUCUCCGAGCAUGUGUGACCGGAAGGAGUUCGUCUUCUCCUUCAACGCCAUGACGUCGUCAGCCAUGCACUCGCCGAGCAGCAGCUCCUACUACCACCACCAGCAGGUCUCCUACCAGGACAUCAAGCCGUGCGUCAUGUGAUGCGGGUUCAGUUCGGUUCAGCUCCGUGCAGCUGAAACGAAAAGGAAAAGAAAACCACUGAGGGGACGUGAAGGCCUCUCGAAAGACAAGCCGGACUACUUUUUCCUCCCCUCUUCCGUCUCACACAAGCGCGACCAUAUGCAGUGAUGAUGAUGAUAAUAAUAUAUAAUAAUACAAACUUUUACGUGCCGUCAUGGAGCAGCGGGGUGAAAGUCUGAUGACGUUUGGUACUAGGUCCUGCAUCGCGGACUACAACUACACAUUUUUUGUCCAGCUUUUCUUCUUCAUCCUUGUUAAAAAAAAAAAAGAUGCACACUUUUAUUUUCUGUGUUCUCUUUCUUCUUUUUUUGUUGUUGUUGCAUAAAACACUCUUUUGGAAUUCCAGUGACAUGAACAAUUGUGGACAAUAUAUUGAUGUGUCCAUGUAUACUGUAUAAAAUGAUUAAGGCACUUUUUGAAUAGCCUAUAAGCGCAACUUUUUUUUUUAUUUAUUCGGAACUGAAAGCCUGCAUAUUUUUCAUUUCAGGCGAAUUGGCCAAGGAGGUUUUGCUUUAUUGGCAAUAUUUGUCAGAACGCUUAUUAUUUGUUUUAAAAUGAAAAGUGAGGAUAUAUUGUAAGCACCGUUUCUGUCAUUAUGUAUAGACCACCAUGAAUUAAUGCCAGCACUGUUCUAUAGAUUGUUGGAGAAUUUAGCAAAGGUCAUCUUUAUUACAAUCUGUAAGAAAUAAAAUAUUUUUGGGGCUGUUGAUGCCUAAAUUCUCGAAACAGAUACAUUUGGAUUUUGUUUAGCAUACAAAACCAGUUUAACAACUUCAAACUCAAUCUAUUCGUCAAUUAUCAA